Molecule: messenger RNA, 1298 nt
Organism: Rubroshorea leprosula
Lineage: Eukaryota; Viridiplantae; Streptophyta; Magnoliopsida; Malvales; Dipterocarpaceae
Source: the annotation of a GenBank genome assembly
GAUCUGGGUUCUCUCUCAAUCUUCAUCUUCUUCCUCUGUUCCUCUUCCCUGCUCAUCCUUCUUCUUUUUUCUUCUUAUUCUUUCUCUCCCCCUUUUCCCUUCUCCCUUCUUCCUCUCUCAAACACAGAUUUGGAUUUCAUCACAUAAAUUAAAACCCACUUCCUUUAUUCAAUUUACAAAAUGAAUAAAUGUCUAUUCACCUACAUUAUCUUUUUUUGCAAAAUUGAAUCAGGCUUCCUUCUUCUUUAUUCUUUCUUUUUCUCUUCUCCCUUCUUCUUCCUCUCUAGAUCUAGGGCAUCAUCAAGAACCUUUGGAUUGGUCUGCUCGACAGAAAAUUGCUGUUGGAGCUGCUAGAGGUCUGAGAUAUCUUCAUGAAGAAUGCAGAGUUGGUUGUAUCGUACACCGUGACAUGCGGCCAAACAAUAUCCUUAUCACCCAUGAUUUUGAGCCUUUGGUUGGUGAUUUUGGCCUAGCAAGAUGGCAGCCUGAUGGUGAUACUGGUGUGGAAACAAGGGUAAUUGGAACAUUUGGGUAUUUAGCCCCAGAAUAUGCUCAAAGUGGACAAAUCACAGAAAAAGCUGAUGUCUAUUCCUUCGGAGUGGUGUUGGUUGAGCUUGUAACAGGAAGAAAAGCAGUUGAUUUGAACAGGCCAAAGGGCCAGCAAUGUUUAACUGAAUGGGCACGCCCCCUUUUGGAAGAAUAUGCCAUAGAUGAAUUGAUUGAUCCAAGGUUAGGGAAUCACUAUUCUGAACAGGAGGUCUUUUGCAUGCUUCAUGCAGCAUCAUCAUGCAUCCGGAGGGAUCCACAAUCUAGGCCUCGCAUGUCACAGGUGCUUCGGAUGUUGGAAGGUGAUAUGCUUGUGGACACAAAUUACAUGUCAACCUCAGGAUACGAAAUUGGCAGCCGUAGUAGCCGGGUUUGGGCAUCACAGGCACAGCAACAAGAACAUUAUAGUGGACCUCUUUUAAACGAGACAAUGGAAGAGUUCAGCGGGAAACUCUCCCUGAACACACUAAGGACAGUGUUUUGGGAAAGAGACAAGGCCAGAAGAACUUCAUGUGAGGAUGAUUUCUAGAGCAAUGCACACUUACACGUACGGCAUGCUAUGUAUUUUGUCCCCCCUCCCUUUUUGUGGUUCCUUUGUUGGUUUACCAAUGUCAUGGCUACAUUUUUGCUUCUGUACAGUUGUAAGGCAAGAGGGAUAUUGUAAUUCUUUCAGAAAUGGCCAUAAUUUUAAGCUGUGGUGAAUAUGGUUCUCUCUGUAGUCUGUACUAUUUUAAGAAAAGUCCACAACACUA